GACAGAUCGAGCAUCCUACGACAUGGUGGUCGAAAGCUCUUGGCGGCGUUGGCGGCCUCAGAACUGGCCUUCCCUGGUGGUUUGCCUCGAGAACCUUAUGCUACUGCACCAGGUCCGCGGCAUCAUCCGACAUCCAGUGAAAGCUACGGGCCACAUUCUGGGCCACAAGCUGGAAGUUGUGCAGGGGUCAAAGAAGCGCCCGAGGCUGUAUAUGCCGCCAAAGAUUCCCAAGCAUCCACUCCAAGAUAUAGAAGCGAAUAUGAACGAGCUUCUAACUUACAAUGACCUGAAGCUGCGCUGGCAGUUCACGACUCGAUUUUCAACCAGUCGAAUGGGUGUGGCUCGCCAUUGGAAGCCUCAGCGCACGGACUUUCCGCGAAGCAAGCCGACAUGUUCCUUCAUAUGGCAUGACGAUAUGCCACACAGGAGCCCGCAACCAGAGCUCCCGAGCCCAAAGCACUUUGACAGGAUCAAGGAGCAAGAGCUCUUCUGUGUCUUCAAGAGCAGUGUGCUGCAUCAGCACAAAGUGACAGUCGGAGACCUCGUGCAAAUUGAGAAGCUUCACAGAAGAGAGGCUGGUGAGAAGGUCGUUUUUGGGACUGUCCUUGUCGUUGGCUCGAAGGACUUCACCAUUCUCGGGAAGCCGACCGUGCCCUAUGCGAAAGUGAAGGCGACCAUCGAGCAGCAGACUCUGACGAGAGAGAUGCUCGCCUUCUGGUACAAGCCACGGCGAAAGCAGUCCCACUUCUACCGUCGCAGGCAGUGGGUGACCAUGCUCCGCAUCGAUGAAAUUGUGUUGAUGCCAGAAGAGGAUCCCACAGACCCCCCGCCGCCCAAACCCGUUCGACUUCUCGACCUUUGGGCCAACAGGUGGUUGGAUCCUGCCGAAAAGGCAGGAAUCGAGAUGGUGACAGGUGAAGACGGCGCUGUCAUUCCAAAGACUGCUUUAAUCUAUGAGCCUGGGUUGCAAGUAGUAAAGCCGCAGUUGACAGAACCGAGGAGAUCAGGAGUGUUUUUUUGA
This is a messenger RNA of Symbiodinium sp. CCMP2592, 1021 nucleotides long. The record is from the annotation of a GenBank genome assembly. Lineage: Eukaryota; Dinophyceae; Suessiales; Symbiodiniaceae.